UAUAUAUAUGUAUGUAUUUGUAUACACACGUAUAAUAGCCAGCAUAGUGAUAUUUCUAUUGUAUUACAUACAAAGGAAAACAAGCGACGUAAACCUCCUCCAAAAUGUAAACAUUGACAACUGCCAGCAGAUGUCGCCGUUGAAUUGUUUACUUCACUUGCAAUGAAUGAAAAGAAAUCACAUUUUAUCAAGACUUUCUCUCCACCUUGGUAAUAGUCUCAGAUUGCUGGAGUCAGGUUUUGCUUGUGAAUGGCUUGGAUUACGGUUCGUAUAUUUAAGUAUUGUCUUGGCUAUCUGGAACCUUAAUUAAUGGCAGGCAGGUGUGCAUGAGUGAGUCACGGAGACGCCGACUGUCACUCACCAGUCAAGUCAGCACAAAGACACUGCUUGGAAAGAGAAAUACAAAACACUAAAAGAGGGAGAAGUCAGAACAAUUCAUGUGCCAGACUGCCAGUAUGAGUUAGGGGCUAAAGAGGCGACGACGAGCGGAGCGGUGUUUGUCGACGCAGAGCGGCCAAUAUACCUCUUCCAUCACCAGAAGUAAGUACACACGCUAGCGGCGACCCAUUACUUACUAAACAACAAUAAAAACAAACAUUAAUACUACCGAGUGCGGGAAAAUAAACUCAUUGAAGGACAUAAAGGAAGACGGUGAAAUAACUCCUAACAGAAUCGAAGAACACUACAGUGGCAUGAGAGAGAGAGAGCAGGAAUCGGUAGGGAGAGAAGACAGGAGUAAUUAAAGACCAAUUUGAAGCUGAUAGGCAACAAAAGACAGUAACACCACCACACUGGGCCUUAUGACAACGUGGUUAGUAGUGAUAAAUAAGAAAAUGAAACAUUGAAGAAUAUGAAGGAUGACAGGCGUCACCAAGGAAGCCAUGCAAAGCGUUAUAGAAAAAAAAAAAAAAAAAAGAAGAGAGAGCUCUCCAUCAGCCUCCAGGAAGCAGAUGUGUGGUGCAGUGGCCAGCGUGACAGGUGUGGAUUGCUGCAGCCAUGGAUAGAACACUCAAACAAAAGAAGGAAGUCUCUGAUCAUGUCAGUUCUGAAUGUGAUGAGACAGAGCCAGAUGGGGACAGCAUGUGGAGCACUACUACUUCAGUGGCCAUCAGUGAGGCUGAAUCUGAUAACUCUACCCUAGACUCAGCCCUGCGUGACUUGCCUACAGUGCGUGCCAGCAAAGAAGAUGAUGAUGAUGAUGAUGAAAUCCAGAGACUCAUCUUGGCUGCUGAAGCGCUGGUGGUGGAGCGAGCCAGGCUCAAGAUGUCCAGUCCUUCCUCGUCCACAACCCUGAAGGGCGGUCUUGCAGCUGGUGGGGCCGAGACUGCCUCCAACACAAUGGUGGCACACCUAACAGAAGCAUUUUCAGGCAAUAAAUGUGGUGCUGCAAAUUCAGGAUAUUUCACUGACACAGAGAAUGCAUUAUAUACAUCCCCAACACUCUCAGGGGAAAGGUCAGUGAACAUGGACAUCUGUGGUGAAAGAGAUCACCAUUCUGUUCAAUCAAGAGAGAGUGUGUGCAGCACCCCCUGUGACUCAGUGAUUCUUUCCAAAGUGUCUAACUCUUCCCUCAAAGUGUGUAAUCACUUGGGCCCUGAAAACAACAACAUGGCAGCAGAGAACCAGACCAACAUUCCCAGAUUGUCCUUGGAGGUUGCCAGAGCAGUGGUGCCUGAGGAGAGGCUUCCCUUCAACAAGGUGGAGAAGGAGGCCUGCAACUCCAGCAUCAGAGGCUCUUCUGGGGGCAGUAGGGAAGCUCAGAAGGAACAUCAUGCUAGAGACUCAGAGAGGAGCCAUUUUCCUGAACCACCAUCUCCAGCAAGCAGAGAAGGUGGACAGGCAGCAUCUGUAAUGGUGCAUGAGGAGGGCAGCUGUCUCCUGAAUUUGGCCCUCAGUGCCACCAGCAGCCUCAAGAGACUCACCAGGCUGGUGCGGCAAGUGGGCACACUGCACCUGGGACCAGACACUCCCAGGGUGGUGGCCAGUCUGCUGGAGGAGUUGGGGCAGCAUGAGGCACAUCAGCAAGGAUUAGAGGCUAAACUUACCAUUGCUGCAACCAAACUGCAGAGUGCAGUGGCCGAGGUACGGGGCCUAGAGGGCCAGUGGCAGGAACACCGGCAUCAGACAGAUGCAUCCCACCACAGUGCCUUGGGUCUCCUGGAGCAGGUGGAGGCAGGAUUAGAGUCCUGUGGCCUCAGCCAUAUGUUAGCCAUCACCUCUCCAAGAAGUUGUGUGGUGUUGAGGCGGUGCUCACCACGAGUUCUAGAGGACGUGGGGUCAGCAGUGGCACUACUGACGGGGGAGCUCAACAGGAGGAUGCAGCGCCUCAAAGGAGCAGAAGAGGUAGCCCACCAGUUGAGGAAGGAGCUGCAGAGUGUGCGGGAAGUUGUGGCACAGCAGGACUCCAGGACAAGGCUGAGUGAAGCUGAGGCAAGACAGGUCAAGCAGCAGAGUCAAGAAGACCUCCUCUCCCUUAGGCAGUGUCUAGCACAGGCAGAAAGCACUCUUACAGAAUCACAGUUGGAGAAUGCAAGGUUAAGUGAAGAGGUGAAGAAACAGACAAGUGAAAGUAGUGCUGCCCUUGCUGCUGUCCAGAAGAAACUCUAUGAAACACAACACAUGACAGAGACAAGGGUGAGUGACUUGGAGCGAGAGUUGCAUGUGAUUGGCAAGGAGAAGCAGCAUUUAGAAGCCAGUGUGAGGGAACUGAAGGAGCAGCUCACCCUGAGGACACAGCAGGUGCAUCUAGUGGAGGAUGAGAACAGUCAAUUGAUUGAUAGCCUGAGGUCAGCAUUAAGGCAGCAGCAAGCAGAGAUGGAGCAGCUGCGUCACAACCUGGAGUCCAUCAGUACAGAAAAGAACCACUUGUCUAAACUCCAUGAUGAGCUGAAGCAGGAGGCAGCAGUCAGAGAGGAAGAAUUGGAGGAGGCAAGAGGAAAGUAUGAACAAUUGAAGAGGAAAGUUGUAGAUCUAGAGGAGGAACAAAGAACAACUCAAAAACAUUUGCAACAUACAGUUGACGGCCUCUCCUCUGAACGGAGUGACCUGGAAGCAAAGUUGCGGGCACAGGACUUUGCUAUCCUGCAGCUGCGCACUGAGCUGGAGAUGGAGAAGGUGCAGACAAGAGCACUCACAGAGGAGGCAGCUGCCCAAGGGAAGAAGGCCAGGGAUCUUCAAGAGUGCCUCUGGACACAGGCCAAGAAGUGGCGCAGCAGCAGUGGCACCAGUACAGAGACCACAGAUCACCACCACAAGCAGCCAGGGAUGAGUGUUAGCCCAUCACAAGGCAGCUCUACCAGCCUCACACACUCCCCUGAGAGCCCAGCCAGCAGCUCCUUCCACAAGGUUGAGAGAGGAGAUGAAGGCAGUUUGUCCAGGGAGGAGCAGCUUCAAUCACUCCUACAAGAGAAAGAUGUAGAGCUACAAGAUCUUCACCAAAGACUUUCUACACAGAUCAGCAAGAAAAAUCAAGAGCUUGAGUUGCUGACCAAUAAGUUGGGUGGGUUGGAGGAGCAGCUGUAUACACUAGUGAAGGGCCUUGAGGCAAGUGCAACCCUGGGAGACAUCACCACUGAAGUUGGGCUGCUACUACAGGAACGCACACAACACCUUGACUCACUGCAUCAGUCCUCACGCUGGCUUCAGGAAGAACUGUCCUCCUUGGCACUGGAGAACCAGACACUAAACAGUAAACUGGUGGUAGCAAGGAAAUUGGAGGAUUCUUUUGAGGAUGCCCAGGAGAAUGUGAGACGAGCCAGGCAGGAGGCCAGGGAGGAACGAGUGGCCUCUGCUCGCCUUCGAGAGGAUUGUGCCCGAUUACAGGCACAACUGGACCAGAUGCAUCACACACUGCACCAGGAGAGGCAGGAGAGGAAGAUCAGUGCAGUGGUGAAUGGUGUCAAGCAUAAUGAGUUUAGCAGCCUGCUGGAGAAUGCUACUGCUGCUCUCAACCAGUACCAGACAUAGGGCAACACCAAGAGUGCUGCACACACCACAGUACAAAACAGUGCUACAAAGCAGAGCCAAGACAACACAAAGAGAGAGAGGAAGAGAGGAAAAGUGGAUUAGUGCACAUAGCUUUGGAUAAAGUCAUGGAAAUUGAAGCAAGAAUUUAAUGAAACCAACAAGUAUUUGGCUGAUGAAAAUAAAAAGCAAGAGGGAAUCAAUAAAUAAAACUAGAUAUGAUAAAUACAACACAAUUCUACUUAUAAGAUGAUAAUAUGGAAAAAAGUAGUAAAUAAAUAAAUAGCUAAGAUAGAAGAAAAGGGAAAAGAUGGAUCAUGGUAUCAGCUCACCUUUGUACAGGCAAAAUGCAAUACAAUGAAAUUUUACCUUCACAUA
Molecule: messenger RNA, 4341 nt
Organism: Portunus trituberculatus (swimming crab)
Lineage: Eukaryota; Metazoa; Arthropoda; Malacostraca; Decapoda; Portunidae
Product: myosin-10-like
Exons: 20
Coding region: 997-3966 (989 amino acids)
Source: RefSeq, a predicted model, not a curated record